Molecule: messenger RNA, 1117 nt
Organism: Parastagonospora nodorum SN15
Lineage: Eukaryota; Fungi; Ascomycota; Dothideomycetes; Pleosporales; Phaeosphaeriaceae
Exons: 3
Coding region: 60-1025 (321 amino acids)
Molecular function (GO): protein binding
Source: RefSeq, a predicted model, not a curated record
CACAACACUAAUCUCACUCUCCACCAAACGCGCCUUCAUUACAAGAAUAACAAUUGAUCAUGGACUUCCUCAAGAAGAAGAUGAAGGAGCUUCUCGACGACGAUGACAAGAAGCCCGAGAAGAAGCCUGAAGAACCACCCAAAGACACAUCUCACGGUGCACCUGCCGAGCGUGGGGCGUCGGACUCGUUCUAUGAUCAAGGCAACCCUGCAGGUGGUCAUCCUCUCCAACAACAGCAAUAUCCUCCGCAGGGCCAAGGCUACCCACCGCAGGGUCAAGGAUAUCCUCCUCAGGGUCAAGGGUACCCGCCACAAGGUCAUGGCUACCCACAGCAACAGCCCUAUGGCCAGGCACCAGCUCCAAUCGGCCCACCGGCACCAAUGGGCGCACCACCGCCAAUGCCUCCAGGCUGGGUCCAGCAAUGGGACCAAAACAGCCAACGAUGGUACUACGUAGAACAAGCCACUGGCCGUACACAAUGGGAUCCUCCCGCCAAUCUACCUCCGGGCCCGUACGCGCCACCCCCGACGGGUGCACCUUACCAGGCACCCGGCGGCCACGACGAGCGCGCUCUCUUCGGUAACACCAACGGCCACCAAGGACACGACUACACUCCCUCUGGCGCUGCGACCAACGAGAAGGAAAAGAAGAAGGACAAAGACGGCCACUCAACCGCCAUGCUAGCCGCAGCAGGUAUCGGCGGCAUCGCCGCCGGCGCCUGGAUCGGCCACGAAUUGACCGAAGACGACAAUAAAUCUUCGUCCCAUGCUGCUGCACCUGCUGCCGCUGCCGCUGCGCCGGCCGCCGCAUAUGGAGCUCCUCCGGCAGCACCUUAUCAGGACCCAUACGCCGCGCAGGACCCGUACGCCGCGUCGACGUAUCCACCACCCGUGCCUACGCAUGAUGCGGACGGCUCGUCGAUUUCGAGCAGUGAUCGCGAGAGUUUGGAGGAGAAGCGUCAAGAGCUGAUUGAGGCGCAGCAGGAGUAUGAUGAGGCGUUAGAGGAGGCGUAUGACUCUGAUUAGAAGCAUGAAGAGGGAGUGAGGGGUUAACGGCCGGAGAUAGCUUGUCUUAUCUUUCAACAAACAAAUGAUGUUUUUAAUAUUUGAAAGAGAAA